Molecule: messenger RNA, 1967 nt
Organism: Pan troglodytes (chimpanzee)
Lineage: Eukaryota; Metazoa; Chordata; Mammalia; Primates; Hominidae
Source: RefSeq, a predicted model, not a curated record
GGCGAUGGCCACAGCAAGUCCGCACCAAGUGCUCUUUAAACAUGAGUGUUUCUUUAAACAAAGAACCUUCCCGGCAUUGCCUCCCGAGGUCUGAUUAAUGAUGCCCCGGCACCUCCUUCCUCACUCAGGGAUCACUUCCCUGCAGCGCGUUCCCAGACGCAGGCCUCCCUCACGGAGGCGGGAAGAUUUCAGGCGAUGUCUGUGCUUGUCUUUUGUCAGCACGGACAAGGAUGGAGACCCCAAUGGUCAGGCGAGCCCCGCGGUCCCUGUUCCUCACUUCACCACCUGGGGAAGCCUGAUCCCCAUCGAUUCGCAAAGGAACAAGGAAAGAACACAUUUUACCUGGAUGGAUGGUCCCCCUCACGGUGGCCUUGGAACCCGCUUCAGCGGGAGAGGCAGCGCCUCACUCAGGGCUCCCGCUGGCCGCUGCUUUACCCGGGAGCGCCACCCCGUGCCCCGCCAGAGGAAGUGCAAGCGCCAGCACAGCACGGGCCGAAAGCCACACUGUGGGACCCGCAGCGCAGCUCCAAGAAAUCCAAAGUCCAUUCGCAAGAGGAGCUUCUCCGCCAAAUCGUUGAAAAAUAAAACGAGAAAUGAGUCUCCACCGGUAUCCGCUUUAGUCAGCCGUACGAAAACGCAACCCGGUCAGCUGCAUUUCUGCUGCCGGCCCUCCUCCAGUCAAGCACCGGCCUCGAGAAGGGCAAAGGGCAGGUAGGAGUUCCGACGCAUGCGGCCACGGGGCGGAGUCACAGUUCAGAGGCCUCAGCUGAACCUGAAGUUAUCCUAAGCUCGAGCCCCAGAGUGAGGACUCGGGGUCAGGCAUCCGAUUCCCCAUCAGCUCCUUUACUAAAGCUGUGCAGAGAAUCCGAGGCUGUGAGUGGGGGUGGGGGAAAGAUGUACAGGAUGCUUCGGUUUCACUCCUGAGAUACGAGAGCGUCCUCUGAACACACAUGCAGAUAGCUGGGCUUCUAGACAGAGGAAAUCCAAACCGUUUCUUUCCUCCCAGCAUAAGGGAACGAUCCGGUAAGAGCUGGUGUUUAUCGAUGCUACGUGCCAGAAUGGGGCUGAGCACCGCGCCUCACUGUAUCCUGACGUCUGUCUAAUGAGGCAGGGAAUGUCACUGUCACACUCUGCAGACGAGGAAGCCAUGCUGUCAGCAGGUACACAUCUUGCCACAAAACCAGUAACCUGUGGCACUGAGAUCGCACACCGGUCGUCCACUGCCAAGUCCGUGGCCUCCUUCUCUGGGGUUUGCCUGCCUCUUGAUGGCGGCCAUGCCUCUGUCCUCUCACAGGGGCUGGCUCUUCCAGUGGUCACUACUUUUUGGUUGCAAGCAGCAGAGAUUCCCUGGAGGGCUUGUUGAAAGCACUCACAUCAACGGGGCCUCAGAAAGGGAGCUGAGGCCAUGCACGGCGCUGCAGUUUCUCCUCAGGCUUUGGUUUGCAUCCCUGGCCUGACUUUCCCUCAACAAGUCCUGCUAUCUCCACAAGGCGGCCAGCCCAGCCCUGUCCUCCUCACCUUCCAGCCCCAGCUGAGCAGCCCCUCCCCACAUCAUCUUCAGCUGCUGCCCAGGCUCCGCAGAGCAGGUGUCCACCGCCCAUCCAGCCGUUGUGUCUAGAGGGCAGAGCGACCUGCCGGGACCUUGACAACACCUGGCCCCACCCACACGUCCUGCAAUAUUCAGAGGAGUGCACAGCAGCACAUAUGUGCCUCAUGUGUCCUGCUGUGAUGCGCCGAGUGGCACACAGCAUUAUUGUGUCAAUCAUGUGUCUUGAUGUGAUGCACUGGUUCCGACAGUAUCAUGGAUGCAGUGUUUCUUUAAAACUGUCAAAUUUGAGGAAACAAUCUAACAAAAGCCAAUUGAUGAAUAUUCUGUAAAGGUGACAUAAAUACUUCAAAAAUGUCUCUGACAUAGAAAGAAAAAAACAAAAAGGGAGCUAUUCCAGAUUUUAAAAAUAAAAGAUAUA